Camponotus floridanus (Florida carpenter ant) is the source of this 1549-nucleotide messenger RNA. It is a transcript of the gene Poc1, whose product is annotated as POC1 centriolar protein homolog A. Lineage: Eukaryota; Metazoa; Arthropoda; Insecta; Hymenoptera; Formicidae. The record is from RefSeq and is a predicted model, not a curated record. Gene Ontology annotation, biological process: cilium assembly. Gene Ontology annotation, molecular function: protein binding. Gene Ontology annotation, cellular component: centriole; ciliary basal body. The coding region runs from base 177 to 1529 and encodes 450 amino acids. The transcript has 6 exons.
UAGAAUGUCGAUCAUUGUCGAUUUUUACGCCAAUUCUCUUUAUAGAAGUACAAAGAAGUUUGAGAAAUUUGAGAAAGCAGUCAUCCUAACGAUCCUACAUUUAUCUUACAAAUCUCGUUAAUACCGCCAUCUCUACAUAUUAUAAAACUUACAUAAAAUUAUUAUAGCCAAGAGAAAUGGUGACAACUGCUUGUGAUCCUACAUUUGAGAGACAUUUUAAAGGUCAUAAAGAUGAAGUUACAGCUUUAUCCUUUCACCCAAAUGCUACUCAACUUGUGUCAAGUAGUCUAGAUAAAACAUUAUUGGUAUGGAAUUUAACAGAAUCAGUGCGAGCUUAUAGAUUUAUAGCCCAUAAAGAUGGUAUUUUGGAUGUAUGCUAUGCACCAUCUGGAGAAAUUAUAGCCAGUGCUUCAAAAGACAGAUCUGUAAGAAUAUGGGUUCCUAAAGUUACAGGACAAUCAUUAGAUUUUAAAGCUCACAGUUCUGCUGUAAGAUCGGUACAAUUUAGUCCAGAUGGAGAAAAGUUGCUUACUGCAUCAGAUGAUAAAAGUAUAAAGCUAUGGAUGGUAUGUCAAAGAAGAUUCCUCAUGUCUUUUAACGGACAUACAAAUUGGGUUCGAUGUGCUAAAUUUUCUCUUGAUGGUAGACUUUUAGUAUCUUGUAGCGAUGAUAAGUCAAUAAAAGUAUGGGACAUUAUUUCUGGACAAUGUAUUAGAACUUUUAAUGAAAUAAAAGCACCUGCUGCAUAUGUAGAGUUCCAUCCAAGCAGUGGAGCUAUUGGAUCAGCAAAUGUGGGUGCAUGUAUCAAACUAUAUGACUUGAAAACAGGCUCUUUGUAUCAACAUUAUGCUGCCCAUAAAGGAUCUGUAAACAUGAUCAAAUUCCAUCCAAAGGGUAACUUUAUAUUAACAGCUUCUAGCGAUUCUACAAUGAAGGUUUUAGAUUUAUUAGAGGGCCGACCAAUUUAUACUUUGAAGGGACAUGUUGGUAAUGUAACAUCGAUAACAUUUUCACAAGAUGGUGAUUUUUUCGCUUCUGGUGGCAUAGAUCGACAAAUCCUAAUGUGGAAAUCUAAUUUUUGUAAAGAUGACAAACCGAGCAAAAUCACUAGACAAUUAAUAUCUUCUUCCAGCAAACGAGAAUUUAACAAUAUAGAUAAAAAAUCAUUUGCAAGUAAUGAUGAACAAAAAGAUAUGCAAGAGGAGCAUAAUCAAGAGGAAUACUUAUUAAAAACAUUAGAAGAAUUGGAUUUGGAAUCAAAUGGAAAUCAUUGUAAAGGACCCAUUGCUGAAGUACCAAAGAAAAGAAUUGAACCUGAAGUAAUUGAUACAAGAAAUAUUAAACCUUCUGAAAGACGUCGUAUAGCAAAUAUUUUAGUUCCGCAAGAUCAAAUAUCAGCCGAUAUGCAUUCAUCUAGUCAAUCUAUUAAAGCAGUAGAAGCACUUUGUGAUCAAGUACAAUCGUUACACGAAACUGUUAAUAUUCUGGAACAACGAUUGACAAUAUUAGAAGAGGCAGUUAGAAAGUAAUUUUGAUUUUUCCAUUUUAA